Messenger RNA from Solea solea (common sole), 1006 nucleotides. RefSeq names its product COP9 signalosome complex subunit 9. The transcript has 4 exons. The coding region runs from base 97 to 393 and encodes 98 amino acids. Gene Ontology annotation, biological process: negative regulation of protein neddylation. The record is from RefSeq and is a predicted model, not a curated record. Lineage: Eukaryota; Metazoa; Chordata; Actinopteri; Pleuronectiformes; Soleidae.
UCAUACCAGAUCUGCUGUGUAGCUCCUAAAAUAGUGGCAAGCGGAUGAAAAUCUGACCAAAUAUAAUCAGUAUUUAGGGCUAUUUUUUGUUCACCUAUGCCACUAAAAGAUCAGUCAAAUUCCACCGCCAUGAAGCCGGCAGUGGACGAGAUGUUUCCCGAAGGAGCUGGACCCUACGUGGACCUGGACGAGGCUGGGGGAAGCACAGGACUGCUGAUGGACCUUGCUGCCAAUGAAAAGGCAGUACAUGCUGAUUUCUUCAAUGGAACCCCAGGAAGGUCAGUCUGCAGACUCCUCACCAAGUGCAUUCCCAGAUCCAUUUAUUUUUUAUCACCCUGCGCCUCCGACGCGCCACUUUAUGAGAAAAUGCCUGGCUUUGCAGAAACAUUUUGAAGAUCUGUUCGAUGACGAGGACAUACAGUGAAAGAUUAACUUGUCUGCAGAGCGGUGAUGGAUGAUAUCCACACGACUCCGUGGCACAUUUUUCUGUGGAAAGCAAACCAGACAUUUACCGACUAAUAACAUACAAUUUCCUUUCAUAGUUGUCCUAGUUUCAAGCGCUUUGUUUUAAAGCAUCCUUAAAAAGUCGUCCGAGGCUCCAGAUGUUGUGAAAUUCUCAAGAGCCCAAGGAUUCUUUCAUAUGUGGUAUGUCAAAAUUAUGAGCUUGUAUCUCGCUCAUGUCUUUGACUGCUUCUCAACUGGAUUGUAGGUUCCUGUGUGCGCGAGAACACCUGUUCAGAGGCGUAAUUAUACAUAUGAUGGGCAAAGGCUCCAUAUGCUGCCGCCCUUUAGCGCACUGCAGAUGGUAUCUGUGAAGUGAUGGUCUGCUGAGAUUGUUUACAAUAUUUGAACGACACUGCGUGACAGUCACAUCCUGUAUGUUCUCCGUGUUUGCUCGUAUAACAAUGUUUCCUGUUACAUCUUGAAUUUGUACAUAUGUCUACAUUGUAUUUUUGUGAUGGGAGUGACACCGGUCAAAACUCAAUAAAUAGCACUUUAUAUUAUA